AUUAUACCAAAUUUUUAAAUAAAUUACGUCAUAAGUAAAAUUCGUAUACAAAAAGAAGUUAAAUUUGAAUAAAAAAAUAUCGGUGCAGUUUAUGACAGAUCAUCGUAUAGUAACCGACGAGAAAGCAAAGUGCUGCAUCUUGGUUGUGAAGAAUUCAGUCCUAUUCCAAAUUCCUGUUGUAUACGCGUUAUUGAAAACUGAAAAGAGAAACGAAAUUGAAACGGCAUGUCUGAGGUUAUUAACCAACAUGAGAUUAAUCAGAGCUACUGGUUUAAAUGGAAUGAUUAUCAAAAUCAUUUAUCCGAUGUAGUUAGACAACUUUUGGAUGAAGAUUGCAUGGUGGAUGUUACCCUAGCAGCUGCGGGAGAACGAAUUCAUGCUCAUCGAAUAGUCCUCUGUGCUUGUAGCACGUUAUUUCGAGAUAUAUUAAGUCAAGUAAAUGAAGAUCACCCAACAAUAAUAUUGAGCGAUAUAUCUGCUCAAGAUAUAAAAUCUAUUGUAGAAUUUACUUAUCAUGGAGAAGUAAGGGUUCCAGUUGAUAAUAUCAGCAGUCUGUUGGAUGCUGCACGUUCUUUAAAAAUAUGUGGUCUUAUCGAGAUCGAUGGACUUGAUGAAAGUGAUUCAGUUAUAAGCUCAAAAGAUUUCAAUGAUAAUAAUGAAGAACCAACAACCAUAAUUAGCGAAGAGACAGAAGAAAAUGUUAUUAGUGCAUUACAACAUAGUUAUGAAGAUUUGGAAGAUCAACAAAAGGAACAAAUUACUGAAAAUUCUACUUUAAAUAAAAGGAAAAAACGUAGACGCGAUGCAACAAAGAGAGAUUAUAGUGAUGAUAUGUUAGCAUCUGCAAUCAAUGAUUUAAAGUCAGGUCAAACUUUAAUAGAAGCUUCUACUAAGCAUAAUAUACCACGUUCAACAUUAUACAUGCGUGCUAAAGCAUUAGGUAUACAUUUAAAUGCAUCAAGAAAUGAAUAUCCAGCAGAAUGUAUGAAAGCUGCUAUAAAUGCAGUAAUUGGUGGCUCAAGUUUGCAGCAUGCAUCAGAAAUGUUUAGUAUACCAAAAACUGUGUUAUGGAGGAGAAUUCAGAAAGAAGGCUAUCAAAUAUUACGAUCUGAAAUGAAAAGAUCUUAUGGUUCUGACAAACGGGAAGCAGCAGUUAAAGCUUUAGAAAGGGGAGAAAACCUAACAAAAGUCGCACUUGAAUUCAAAAUUCCAAAGACCACCUUAUUUAGAGACAAAGCUCGUUUGGUGGACGAAGGGAAAUUGCCGCUAUCCUUUUGGAAAAAACGUAAAACAGAAAAUGAGGAGUUAAAAAAAUCUCGUUUGGAAGAAGCUGUCGCUGCCUGUAAAGGAGGAAAAAUGUCACAAGCCGCAGCAUCAAUGACUUAUCAUAUUCCUAAGACAACGAUAUGGAGGCGUCUUCAACAAGAUGGUAAAAAAUCGGAGCGACUACUAAAUUCAAGGAAACAAAGAAUAACAGACCCUAAACAUAAUUCAGAAACCAAGGUACAGGAAGGUUCUGAUUUUACAUAUUGUGAGGUUUCAUCAGAGAUUCCUAUAACUUAUAUCGAUGAAAAUAGUAUACCUGAGGAUUCUGUGAUAAUAUUAACAGCAGAAGAUAUGGAUGGACUGAAUUUAGAAGAGGGCCGACAAAUUAUUGUUAAUUCUGAAUCGGUGCAAGAGUAUGUUCCCUGUGCUAUAAGCAUUGAAGAGAAUUCAAAUUAUUCGCAGACGGAAAGUUAGCAUAUCACUUCCAAUCAUUUACACACAACAUAAUAUUCCCUUUUGUAUAGUAAAGUGUAUGCUAAUUUAGAAUUUUCAUAUAUAUACAUAUAUAUGAUUAGACGUAAAUAUUAAUUUUAAAUAAUUAUAAUGAAAUUAUUAAUAAUCAUGGUUUAAUUUUGUGUUCAUCUAUCAUUCUUCAACUUGUAUAUUUUAUUCAUGUAUU
This is a messenger RNA of Megachile rotundata (alfalfa leafcutting bee), 1945 nucleotides long. RefSeq lists its product as uncharacterized. The record is from RefSeq and is a predicted model, not a curated record. NCBI's taxonomy places the organism in Eukaryota, Metazoa, Arthropoda, Insecta, Hymenoptera, Megachilidae. Gene Ontology annotation, cellular component: nucleus. Gene Ontology annotation, biological process: regulation of transcription by RNA polymerase II. Gene Ontology annotation, molecular function: DNA binding; protein binding.